Phymastichus coffea is the source of this 1157-nucleotide messenger RNA. Its product is annotated as luciferin sulfotransferase-like. Gene Ontology annotation, biological process: sulfation. The record is from RefSeq and is a predicted model, not a curated record. Gene Ontology annotation, molecular function: sulfotransferase activity. Gene Ontology annotation, cellular component: cytoplasm. Bases 76 to 1050 code for a protein of 324 amino acids. NCBI's taxonomy places the organism in Eukaryota, Metazoa, Arthropoda, Insecta, Hymenoptera, Eulophidae. The transcript is spliced from 5 exons.
UGCAGUUGCUUUUAGAGCUUAAUAAAUAAUAAGUUAUGGAACUGUAACCAUUUAAAAACUUAGUUGCAAAAUAGUAUGGAUACUGAACUUGAUGAUAUUUUACACGAAAGCUUUGCUGAACAUGUCCGAGAUAUCAAAGGUAGUUAUUAUAAGGGCGUGUGGUUGCCUCAAGAUUACUUGAAAAUUACCGACGAUAUAGAAAAUUUUAGAGUACGUGAUGAUGACGUCUGGGUGUGCAGUUUUCCAAGAUCAGGGACAACUUGGACGCUAGAAAUGGUUUGGUGCAUAUGUAAUGAUCUGAAUUUUGAAAAAGCCAAUAAAAUCCUAUCGACGGAGCGAGUUUUCUAUUUAGAAUUUUUAGGAGCUACUACUGCAGGUAUUUCAAUGGCCCGUAAAGGUUUAGCUUCUAAAUUGACUAUCGAUAGUGCUAAUCGAUUACCAAGUCCUAGAUUCUUUAAAAGUCAUUUACCAUUUCAUUUACUGCCAAAAGAUUUAAGAACAGGGAAUACAAAAGCUAAAAUUGUUUAUAUAACUAGAAACGUCAAAGACGUGUGCAUAUCGUACUACCAUUUACGCAAAAAUUCAAAAAUUUACUGUGGAACCUUUGACAAUUAUUGUAGACUAUUCUUAGAAAACAGAUUGGCUUAUACCCCUUAUUGGAAUCAUCUAAUUGGUUAUUGGAAAGCUAAAAAGUCGCAUAAUAUUUUGUUUCUAAAAUUUGAAGAUAUGAAAACGGAUUUACCAUCAGUUAUCAAAUCAGUUACUCGUUUCUUCAAUACUUCAUUGAUUGACAAACAAAUGGAAGCGUUAUGUGACCAUUUAAGUUUUCAUAAAAUGCAGCUGAAUCCAACAACGAAUGGACAAAUAGAUUACAAACCUGUCCUAGAAAAUUGUUACAAUAUCAAAUGUUCAGAUGUAGCUUUUUUUAUAAGAAUAGGUCAAUCAGAUCAAUGGAAAACAGACAUGUCGGAAGAAUUAAUAAAAACGUUUGACUCUUGGGAAGUAGAAAAUUUAAAAAACUAUCCUGAGUUGAGAACACAUCUUCUAUAACGUAAAUAACUAAAUGUUACAAGUAUUAUUCUUCAUGUAAAAGGACAACAUUUUCCAUUAAAAUCAAUCAAGCUAACAGUCUUGUAAAAUUAUUCGACCGUUAUUAA